Plasmodium adleri (nom. inval.) is the source of this 8238-nucleotide messenger RNA. RefSeq names its product cell cycle associated protein, putative. The record is from RefSeq and is a predicted model, not a curated record. The coding region runs from base 1 to 8238 and encodes 2745 amino acids. Lineage: Eukaryota; Apicomplexa; Aconoidasida; Haemosporida; Plasmodiidae. The transcript has 5 exons. Gene Ontology annotation, molecular function: protein binding.
AUGGAUGAUUCAUUUUCAUUAAAUAGGAAAUUAUAUUUUUUAAAUCUAGACAAAGAAAUAGGAGCUGGUGGAAGUGAAACAAAUAGUGAUGAUGAUAAUAACAAACUAAUAAAUUAUUUUAAUAUAAAAAAAACAAAUGACCUACAUUUAAAAUCAAACAAACAAGAUAACAAACAAUGUAUUCUCAAAGAUUUACAUUUUAAUGGUGAUUAUUUAAUUAAAAAGAAAGAAACAAAACAAAUCAAAAAAAAAAAUGGGAAUUAUGUUUUACCGAAUAAAUAUGAUUAUUUCUUAAAGAAAAAAUCAGACAUUUUUCAUACGGAAGAAUUUAUAUCAAAAAGCUACCAUUUGAAUAAUGUCCACGAUAUUUAUUACACAUACAAAGAAGAAUCCGAUCUGUGUGAUAUUCUCAUCAAAAGAUAUAAGGACAACUUAUAUGUAACUACCUUUAACAACAUGCUAAUACUUAUAAACCCCACUGAUAACAUUAUGGCAUUUUAUAAAUUAUUGUUUAAGACAAACAAUAAAAACAAUUAUAUUAUAAAUAGCUUUGUUGAUUUUUGUCUGGAAAAGAAAUUACAAGAAAAAACAGACGAAUAUGAAGAAGUAAAUGAUAGUGAUGAUUUAACAAACUCAAGUUUAGAUUAUGAAAAGGAAGAAAAUAAUUCUGAUUAUAGUUCUAAUGAAAUAAAAAAUGCAAUAAAUUAUAUUAAUAGAAAACAUAAUAAUAUAACAAUCAAUAAUCAAUUUAAUUUUAAUCAAAUAAAAAAAAAAAGAAAAAAAAAAAAGCUAGUUGAUAUUAAAAAGGAUUUAUUCAUUAAAAGUAAUAAGGAACUGGUUCAAAUGAACACAAAUAUGUUGAAAAAAAAUGUAAUGAAUUUUAAUAUGCUUUAUAAUAUUAAUACUGUUUUUAAUGGAAAAGAAGAUAAUAAAUCAUAUCAUAAAGAAAACAUAUAUUCCUCACACAUCGAAAUGAAUAAUUAUAAUACAUAUGAUAAUAUAUAUCCUAACAGUUUUGAAAAUACAACCAGUGAAAGAUCCUAUAAAUUAAAAACAUAUAAUGAACAAAAUAAAUUAUUAUUUAUAUAUGGUGAAAAUUAUAGUAAUCAGAGUGUAAUCAAUAAAUAUACUUUCAAGCAUAUAAUUAAAAAAUUCCAAGAACAAGAAGAUAUACAUAAUUCAAUUAAGUACAAAAAAAAAAAAAAAAAAAAUUUAUAUCAUUUAUAUAAAAGAGUUAUUAAUAUACUUAAAUUAUUUUAUAAUGAAGAUUGUUAUAAUUUUAUAAUUCAUUUUGCUGAUAAUCAAGAAUUGCUAUCUUUUAACGUACUCCCAUUUAUGUUGAAUAAUACUUGCAAUGUAACAAAUAUAUGCACAAAAAUGAAUGAUAUGUUAUGUGAGUUAUUGAAUAAUGCAAAUAUGUAUAAUAAUGAUAAUAUUGAAAACAAUGAGAAGAAAAAUGACCAAAAAAUGAAAGAAAUAAAUAAUAAGAAGAACAAUAUUAGAAGUAAUGAUAAUAUAAAAACAAAAAAUAGUAGGGAAAAAAAAGAGGAACAUUCUAAUAACUCAAACGCAUUGUUAUAUAAUGACAAAUAUAACAAUAUAAAUAAUUCAAAUGAUUAUAAUAAUGAAAAUAACUUUAUUAAUAUUCCAUAUAUAUUUUUUUUCCUUCUUCAAAGUAUCAUGUUAAACAGUAAUCAUACAUAUUUAAAACCAUUAAACUUACACACUUUAGAUAUAAAAAAAAUAUAUUUAAAUUAUAUUGAGUCUCAUGAAAUUGAAUUAAAUGAAAGUGAUAUGGAGACAACAUUUUCGAAUUUCUCACAUCUUGGAUUUUCACAAGAUGAAAUUAUUUCAAUAAAUAAAAUAAUUUUUUCUAUCAUUUUUAUCAAUAUAUAUAUUAAAAUAAAACAAUGCCUAAGUAUUAAUGAAAAUGAAACCUUAAAAAUUUUGCAAGUACAAUUAAUUGAAAUAUCAGAUUAUAUGAAAUUAAGAAAAAAAAAAAAUAAUAACAAUUCUAAAUAUGGAUCAUUAAGUAAUGGAGGGAAAUGUUCGCUUCCUCAAUUUAUUAAUUUCAAUGAAGAUAAUUAUCUAAGUAGUGGAUUUAGCUCGUUAUCUGAAACUGAAAAUAUACAAUUAUUUAAUAAUGAUAUGGCAAAGGAAAAUAAUAAAAAGAAAAAUUCCAGUAUUGAUGAUUUUCAAGGAGCUAAAUUGAAAGCAACUGGUUCAAGCAAUGUAAAUGUAAAUGUAAAUGUUAAUGUUAAUAGUAAAAAGGUAAAUGAUAUUCCAGAUGAUUAUCAAAGGGAUGUCAAUAAAAUCGAAAAUGAAAAUAAGAAAAGUGUGAAUCAGGUUAAUGAUUUAGUUGGGGUUAACAAACAAAUUGCUUCGGAUAAUAUAAAAAAUGAUUAUAAUAACAACCCUAAUAAUAAUAAUAGUAAUAGUAAUAAUAAUAAUAAUAAUAAUAAUAAUAAUAAUAAUAAUAAUAAUAAUAAUAAUAAUAAUAAUAGUAAUAAUAGUAAUAGUAAUAAUAAUAGUAAUAAUAAUAAUAGUAAUAAUAAUAAUAAUAGUAAUAAAUAUUAUUCCACGAAUGAACCCAUUAAUAUGUACAAAAAUGAUAAUAAUAAAUAUAAAGAACCAAUUGACAAAAAAGGGAACAAAUACUUUAUAGUAUUUGCUGGUCAUAUAUUAGAAGAAUAUAUAUCUUCCUUAUUAAAUAUUGAUAUAAAUUUAUUUGUUCAUAUUUUAAAUAAUAACAUAAAAUUGAAGAGUUUAUGUUCCAAUAUGUUUUAUAGAUUAAAAAUAAAGAUUGUAAAAAAAAUAAAUGAAUACCUUAAUAAUGUAAUUAGAAAUGAACUUAUUCAUCAUUCGUUAUAUCUUUAUUGUAAUGGUGGUUUAAUACAAAAUGUAUUUGAAAAAAAUGAGGAUGUAAAUAAAUAUUAUAAAAAUAAAGAAAAAAAUCAUUUUAGUGAACUAAUUAAUAAUAUAUAUAAUGAAUUAUUACAUUCGUAUUAUUUAAAAAUGUCUAUGUUUAAUAUUGAUACUUGUAUUAUACAUAUGAUAACCACAUUAGAUAAUAAACAGAAUAAUUACGAGGAUGCAUUAUUAUGUACUCUUCAAAAUUAUGGAAAGAAAUAUAACCAGUAUAAUAAUAUGAAUUAUAAAAAUGAUACUGAUGAAACUAUUCCGAAUGUUUUAUGUAAUAAUAUUUAUUUAGGAGAAAAUAGGAUUUUACACAUGUUAGAAAAAUAUUCAACGAAAUUUUCGAGCUUUAUGGAUAUUCAUAAUAAUUCAUAUAAUAAAGAAAAAGAUAGUCCUUACAUUUUAAUAAAAUGGGAGUAUUAUAAAAUAUUGAGUUUGUUUUAUUUAUCCAUAAAAAACAUAACAGAAGUAUACAAUAAGUAUAUCAUUAAUAGUAAUAAUAAUAAAAAUAACAAUAGUGAUAAUAUUAGUAAUAAUAUGUGUAAGUGUAAAUAUAAUUGUAAUUGUAAUUGUAAUUGUAAUUGUAAGUAUAAUUAUGAUUUGGAUAAACAGCUAUACCAUUUAGAUGAUGAAAAAUUCAUGCACGAUAUUUUAUUGAAAUAUUUUCCAUAUUUAUCCAAUGAUGGUAUUACAAAAAAAAAAAAUAUACAUGGGAAAAGAAAUAGAAUGAAAUAUAAGAAAUAUAAUUUUAGUAUUACACAUUAUAAUGAUAAACAAAUAAAAUACAAAUGUAAUAAUAUGAUAUUUGAUAAUAUUAAAGAUAUAUAUAUACUUAAAGAUAUUAUUGAAAUUAUUGAAAAUAGUGACAUGUCAUUUUUAAGAAGUAUAUUUUUUGAAAAUAAUACAUUACCAUUAAAAAGUGUUAAAAGUGAUUUAUUAUAUAAUGAAAUGAACUUUUUUAUACAUAUUAUAAAUAAUACUUUUGAAAAAUUUUAUUUUCUUGUUAUAAAUGAAUCUGAAAAAAAACAAAAAGAUAUAUUUAUUCCUAAAUAUAUAACAAAUUGUAUAAAACAUAAAGAAUCAACUACAUAUGAUCAUUACGCAAGUACAACAUCUGAAAGCAAUUUAUACAAACGAUUUUCAUUAACUUUAAAUAAAUCAUUUGUACAUAAUAAUAAUAUAAAAUCUUUUAAAAGUUUAUUUUUACAUAUGGAUUCAGUUCGUACAGACAAUAUAACCAAUUUCUCUGAUUUAAACAAAAAAAAAAUUAACAAAGAUCAUAUCACUUUUGUAAUUAAUAUGUUUAAUUUAAAAAAUAUAUUUAAUUACCAACAAGAAUAUUUAUAUUAUGCUAUUCCAUAUAUUUGCUUUAUUAAAAAAUAUAUUUUAUUCUGUGCAUAUGUUAGUAAGGAAAACGACUUAAUUAAACUAUUAAACUAUUAUGAAGAAAAGUAUCAUAAACCUAAUUAUUCAUAUAAUACACCAGGAAAGGAUACAAAUAAUAUAAUAUAUAAUUCUUCUAAUAUGAAAGAUAAUUUUUCAAAUAAUAAUAAAAACAAUAAUAUAUUUAACCAAUCAAUUAAUAUAUAUAAAGAAAAAAUGUAUAACAACAAGAACAACAAAAAAAAAAAAUAUAUAUAUAAUGAUACAACCAACUUUAUAUAUCUAAACAAAUUAUCAGUUGAAGAAAUGAAAGAUAUGUGUACAUUAAUAUUAUACAAUUUUAAUAUUUCCACUAAUAUUAUUUACUUUGAAAAUUAUUUAUUUGUAAAAAAGUCUUUAUAUUUUCUUUUGGAAAAUAUGAAAAAUGAAUAUUUAAAAUAUAUCACACCAUUUAUUAGAAAAAUAGAAAAUAGUUAUAUAUCUUAUAAAAAUAAGAAAAUUAAAUUUUCUUAUAGAAAUAAAAUUAUUGUUAUUCAAAAUUAUAUGAGAAAAUAUUUAUUCUUUCAUGAAUUACAAAAAAAGGAAAAGAAAAAAAAUUUGCUUACAUCAUUUAUUAUAUUUUAUAGUUAUUUAUUGAAACAUAAAAACAUGGAAGAAACAAAAGAAACAUUAGAAUAUUAUAAAGAAACUUUUAUGAGUAAGGAGAAAAAAUUAAUUCGACAUGCAGCAUGUGUAUAUAUACAAUCAUGGUUUAGAAAAAUAAUACAACAAAGGAAAUAUAAAGCCAUGAAAUUAGAAAUAUUAAAAACACAUGCAAGAGAAAAAAUAAGUACAGCUAUUAAAACAUAUAUAACACAAAUAAAAAUGAUAAAAAAUUUAAAUGAAGUAUUAAUACCAAACAGAUGUGCAACUUUAAUUCAAUCAUCUUUUAGAAGAUAUAGAUGUAUGGUACAAUAUGAAAAAAAAAUGUAUUUAAAAAUAUGUUUUCUAUCAAUUAAAAGAAAAUAUAUGGCCUACACAAAUGUUAUAACAAAAAUGAAUUAUCAUUAUUUAAUAAAAAAUAUAUAUAGGAAAAAUUUCAUUAAAAAUCAUCUAAAAAUACCUGAAGCAGUAGUAAAGAUACAAAGUAAAUAUAAAGCAUAUGUUGUUAAAAAACAAUAUAAUAUGUUAAGAGACGCAAUAUAUUUUACACAAUCAUAUAUACAUACAUGUAUAGAAAGAAUAAAGUAUGAACAAUUAAAAAAAAGUGUAAUUACUAUACAAUUAUGGUGGAGAAAUUUCUAUAAAUUAAAAAAAAUUCUUCAAAAUUUCCCUUUGAAUAUAUAUAAUAGUGAAUAUGAAAAAACAAAAUAUUAUUUUCUAGAUAAAAAAAAUUUCCCGAAUUAUUAUUAUUAUAUAUUAAAAGAACAAAAAGCAAUGAAACUUUUGACAUAUAAUAUUUUAUUAAAACAAUGGUAUUUCUUUUAUUUUAAAAAAUUCCAAAAAAAAAAUCAUUUAUUUAAUAUUAUAUUUAAUUUGAAAUUAUAUAAAAAUAUAUCUUAUUAUUAUUUACUUCCAUGGGCAUAUAAAAUAAAUGCUAUACUUAAAAUGAUACAUAUGAAACAAAUGUUUAAAAUAUGUACAACCAAUUAUUAUCAAAAUACUAUAUUAAAUAUACCACUUUUUGAAACAAUACAAAUAUUUGUAGGCAAAACACAUACUAUACUUUUAAUUAAUCAAAGCGUUAAUAAAGAUAAUAAUACAGAACAAAUGAUAUCACAUGGAUAUAAUAAAAAUAGUAAACAAUUUUAUACGAAAUAUGUAUAUAGUAUUGGAUCUAAUGAUUGUGGACAGUUGGGUUAUUACGAUUUGUCUAGUUCUCCAUUUUUAGAUCCCCCCAAAGUUCUCAAUUACAAGUGGGAUCAAGUUAAUAUCAAUGAAGACGGAAAUAAUAAACUUAAUCGAAUAAAUGAAAAAAAAGAAGAUCCGAUAAAAAGGGAUAUAUAUAUAGAUACAAUAGAUGAUGAUACAAAGAUUGACAACAUAAAUAAUGAUAAUAAUAAUGAUAAUAAUAAUGAUAAUAAUAGUGAUAAUAAUAGUAAUAAUAAUAGUAAUAAUAAUAGUGAUAAUGGAAUGACUACUUUGGGAAGCUUAUAUAAGGAAAGCAUGGAUAAUAAUAAUACAAGCAUUUUUAGUACACACAAAAGUAAUCUUGAUAAUAAUAUGAUAAAUAACACUUACAAUAAUAAUAAUACAUAUAAUAAUUAUACUUAUAAUAAUAAACAUUUUAAUAAUCAAUAUGAUAAUAUUUACAAAUCAUAUGAACAUGAAAAAUCAAAUAAUAAAACAAAAUUUAAAAAUGUAAAUAAUAAUUAUCUAAGAAGUUUGCAACAUUUAGAGUUUCAAUAUAAAAAAAAGUACACCAUUUCGAAAAAGAAUUUUGGUGAUAAAUUCAACGAAAAUAUAAAUGAUAUUAUUGAUUAUAAAAUAAUAGAUAAAGAGGAUAAUAAAAAUAGUAAAAAUAUAACAAAUAAUAAUAAAUAUGAAUAUGAUUUUAAUAUUGAUAAGUCACAUAAAGGUAAGAAAAUUGUUGAAUUUACUAAAUUAAUUAAUGAAACAAAUAAAAUUCUUAAUAUAUGUUGUGGAUCUGAACAUACAUUAGCUCUUUCCGAAAAUGGAAAUGUAUACUCAUGGGGAAACAAUACAUAUGGUCAAUGUGGUCAGAAAUAUGAAAAACAUAUUAUUAGAUAUCCUAAAAUUAUAAAAUAUUUUUUGAAAAAUAAUAUUCUUAUAAAAAAUAUAAGUUGUGCUUCUUAUCAUAGUGGUUAUAUAACCAAAUCAAAUGAUUUAUAUAUAAGUGGGAACUUUUUUUUUAUCAAUUUAAAAUAUUUUCAAAAUAAUAUUUAUGAACCAAUCUUUUUAAUAUCAGGAUGUCUUAAUAUUACAUGUAAAGAUAGUUUUAAUAUAUCAUUAAGAACUAAUAAAAAUUCAUUUUAUUUAUGGGGAAAUAAUUAUAAAUGUAUAUUAGGAGUAAAUAAAAAGAAGUUAGCUAAUCUGGAUGAAAUAUCUAUUUAUCCAUUAACUAAUAUAUGUCCAAAUAUUACAGUAAAUAAAAUUGCAUGUUCAGAUAAUUUUGUGUGUAUUAUAACCACACUUACUACAACAAAUAAUUAUACCAUGUUUAUGUGGGGACAAUUUUCUCAUAUUGAAAAAAAGGAAAACCAAGAAAAUAAUACAAAAAGUGUUUUAAGUACUAAUAAUUUUUUUAAUAAGUUUAGAAUGAAGGCUAAAAUGAACAAUACGAAAAAUGACAACCAAAAGGAUAACAUAAAUAAUAAUAAUAAUAAUAAUAUGAGGAAAAACAAAAAAAAUAUGAUAUACAUUGCCAAACCUACGCCUGUAUAUAAUGAAAUAUGGGAGCAAAAUGAAGCAAUCGAUGUGUGCUGUGAUUUAGAUGAAAUUAUGGUGCUGAUGUCUAAUUUGUGCUUAUACGGAUUUUCUUCAGUGGAAAUUUUAGGAGGUGAUACAAAAAAAUUACUAGCUAACGAACCCAAAGUAUUUUUCAACCAUUUCAAUAGAAAACCAAAAAUUGAAAAAAAAGAAAACGAUAUAAAAUUUGAAGAACCAGAAAUUCAUGAAAAUAUUAACGUUUUAAACCCUGUAUUAUACAUGUACAAAUAUUUUAAACCAUCGUAUUUUAAUGUUAAGAGAAUUCAAUGUAGUUAUAAUAAAAAUAGUCUCUCAAUUAUGAAUGUUACAAUGGGAGAAUAUGAAAUACCUAAGAUAAAACAAAAAUUGGAAUAUGUUACACCAUCGGGCGAUAUUGUGGAUUUCCCUGAAAAAAUUAAAGAGGCAAUAUUACAAAAAUCCAAAAAGGAAUCCAGCAAAUGGAUUAAAUCAAACGAUGAUCCUUACAUAAAUCAUUUCUUAAUACAAAAUUCAAGCGAUUCAGGGAAUUAA